Molecule: messenger RNA, 444 nt
Organism: Macrosiphum euphorbiae (potato aphid)
Lineage: Eukaryota; Metazoa; Arthropoda; Insecta; Hemiptera; Aphididae
Source: the annotation of a GenBank genome assembly
AUGGAGCUGCAUCAAACUAUUGACAUGCACUUUCUUCCAUUCGUAGGUCGGAAAAAAUUAAUUUUCGUAUGUGUAUUAUUUUUGUUGACAGAAAUUAAUGCAAAAGUUUUAUUUACAUUUCUAUUGGGCGUUACUACGUUGGCGUCUGGAUUCGUUAUUCGACCAUAUGAAAACACUGAUUAUGAGGUACCGGAUUACGUCACUGAAGGUGAUAAACAGUUAGAUCUUGAAGGAUUGGAACCCGAUACAACAGACCAAGACCUGAACGAGACCACGUCGACGACUGUCACGAAAGCCACAACUAUUUCACACACCACCGCCCCUACCGUCCCUACCACCCCUGCCACCACUACAGUCGUCUAUGAACCGGAUGAUAGCUAUGAUGAUGAUUGUGAUUGUCCACCUCAAUUUCUAAUCUAUAUUUACGAUGGCAUUAGCAAAUAA